UUUUCCCCGGAAAACAUUUCCGAAGGCAUUCCGGAAUGAAAUAUUUCGGUGUUUUUUGCUUUUUUUUCUCCCUCUUUGGCCUUUCCAAUCGAGCAUUCGGCAAAGUUUUUGGCUGACCGACAGCAUGGUGCGUUUCGGGGCGAUGGUGAUCCAUUUAUGCGCAUGCUGACAUACCUCCCCUCCCGGUGCCUCCCCCCUCGCCCCUCUGGUGCGCCGUGACCGUUUAUGCUGCGCAUUUUGGCGCCUUCCCGUCGCCCAUUCGCAUCGCGACAGUUGACCGACUGAGUUGCGGUUUUGUGUGAAUUCCGGCGUUUUUUUUGGAUUCACUAAAUAUUUCUUUUUUUAUCUGUUUUUUUAUUCUUUUGAAAAAAAAAAAACUAAAAUAAAAUAAAAAUAGAGAAUAAAAUAGAAAAAAAGGGAAGACUUUGCGGUGUAAAAAGGACAAUUGAAAGAAAUACUCAUAAAAGAAAUCCGGAUUUUUUUUUUGGGAUAAAAGAGUUGUUCCUGUUUCGAAAAUACUUUUCCGGAAAAUUGAAAAAAAAGGAGUUUGAGUAUUUUUUUGUGGUUUUUUUUUCUUUGAAGUGUUUUGUGGCAGAGACAGUGUUUUAGAAAGAAAAAAAAAAAACGGUUUAAGUGUCUUCUACUUUGAAAUUUUCAACUGAAUCCGGAGCCACGUGUUGCCGUGCGUGACCCGCCGGCGGGCAAAUGUGCGCGUGAGAGCGCUGUGGAGGCGGGUAGGAUGUCCCUCUCCUGCCUCUGUCGGUGCCGCCUCUGGCUGUGCCUCAUUGUCCUAGUUCAUUUAACACCAUUACUCACGCACGCCACUCACGCCAAAUGUCACACGCACGCCGGUGACGCACCGAGGAAACCACCAAGUCCACAGGAAAAGUGCCGUGACUGUCGACGGACACCAGCCGCCUCGGAUGCCCUACGCCUUGAGGCCAUAAAGCAUCAGAUACUCACGAAAUUGGGCAUGAGUGCCCCACCCAAUGUCACGCACGCCCUACCAAAGCAACUGGCCAUUGAGACACUAUUUAGGGCCCAAGAGGCACCACCAGAUGCCAGACGACCAAGGCGACUUGCUGACGAAACUGAUGAUUUCUACGGACGCACCCAGGAAAUCAUUGAAUUCGCUGACAGAGGUGGCAUUGUAAAUGGACAGCACCUGCUUGAGUUCUCCACAAAUCAGGAGCAACCUGCAACACAGGAAUUGCGCAUUAGAGCAGCAACCCUGUGGAUUAGACUGGAUCUUGUUGGUAGAAAGCGCGAUCGGCGCUCAGAAUCGCGCCAUGAAAUCACACUGUGGGUCUUCCAGCUCCUCGAGACACCCCGCAAUUCAUCACGAAGUGCCGUUCUCCACGAUCAGGAGUUCGAUCGCGUAACACGAAUGAGUGCCAGCAGUCGCGUUGUUCUCGCUGAUGCCGGCUGGCAGAAAGUUGAUGUGACGCUAACGGUGCGUCGGUGGUUUUCUGGUGGUCAGGCCGAACCACUUAGAUUGCUAGUUGAUUGUUCCGGAUGCCGUGGUAGAGCACAUGUUCACAGUUUUGGUUCCCGGAGACGUCAAGUUGAUCCCCAUCGACCAUUCCUUGUGCUCCAUACCGAUCCAAAUACCAUGCGACGCGUUCGACGACGUGCCCUGGACUGCAGUGGUGCCGUUCGUGGACAGUGCUGCAAACAGCGAUUCUACGUCAGCUUCAAGGCACUUGGCUGGGAUGAUUGGAUCAUAGCGCCGCAUGGCUACUUUGCCAACUACUGCCGCGGCGACUGCGGCGGACCCCAUCGUACCCCAGACACCUUCCUCACCUACUACACCCACAUCAUCGAUGAAUUCCGCAAAAUGAACAAAUUAACAGGUAUGCAGCCAUGCUGUGCCCCCCUAAAAUUCUCUAGCAUGUCACUCAUCUACUUUGGGCCCGACCACAAGAUCAUCAAGCGUGACCUGCCCAAAAUGGUGGUGGACGAGUGCGGAUGUCCCUGAGGCAUCCAUAACCUCAAAAAGCAAAAAAACAAAAAAAAACCGAAAACAACAACCAAGCAACCAAAAGAAAAAAAAAACAAAA
Messenger RNA from Phlebotomus papatasi, 2060 nucleotides. It is a transcript of the gene Actbeta, whose product is annotated as inhibin beta chain. Gene Ontology annotation, cellular component: extracellular region. The record is from RefSeq and is a predicted model, not a curated record. Gene Ontology annotation, biological process: SMAD protein signal transduction. Gene Ontology annotation, molecular function: cytokine activity; growth factor activity. The transcript has 4 exons. NCBI's taxonomy places the organism in Eukaryota, Metazoa, Arthropoda, Insecta, Diptera, Psychodidae. Bases 740 to 1978 code for a protein of 412 amino acids.